AUUACAGUCUCAUCGACGGCAGCGGUUGCGAACGACGAGAAAAGGUAUGCCUUCACUAUACUCUCUCUCAUUUCCCUCGGCGGCGGCUUCAGCUAAAGCCUUGAAGAACUCGUCUUCUCGCCCCUUUCCCAAGAGCUUGUGUAGGGUUUCAUGGAAUAUCAGAGCUUGCUCCCGCGCUGCUUCAGUUUCAGAAUCUGAUGCCACCAAUUCAGAAUUACCUUCUAACCGAAGAAGUAAUUACGCGGGCGUACAUCUUGACGAGACCGUGGACAUCAAUUCUAAGUUGAGACUUGAUUCAUGGAUUUCUUCUCGCAUUACCGGCGUCAGCAGAGCUCGAGUUCAGUCAAGCAUUCGUGCUGGACUUGUAAAUAUCAAUGGCCGAGUAAUCGAUAAGGUUUCGCAGAUGGUUAGAACAGGGGACUGUGUUGUGUGCACUAUAUCAGAGUUGCAACCCUUAAAGGCUGAGCCGGAAAAUAUACCUCUAGAUAUUGUUUAUGAAGAUGAGCAUGUGCUUGUUGUUAACAAACCUGCUCACAUGGUUGUCCAUCCUGCACCUGGAAAUCCUAAUGGAACACUAGUGAAUGGAAUUCUUCACCAUUGUAGUCUACCAACUGCUACACUUCCUGACGAAGAAAUUCUCUCUGACAAUGAAGAUCUGUUUGAUGAGUUAAAUGACUUGUCAACUGAUAUAAAUUCUUCUGCAUAUGCUGCUUCGGUUCGUCCAGGUAUUGUCCAUAGACUAGAUAAAGGAACAAGUGGAUUGAUAAUUGUUGCUAAGGAUGAGCAAUCCCAUGCCGGCUUAUCCGAACAAUUCAAGAAACAUUCAAUUCGAAGAGUAUACAUCAGUCUUACGUGUGGGGUUCCAUCACCAGCUUCAGGGCGUAUUGAUAUUCCUAUAGGCCGUGAUCCAAAUAAUCGGAUUCGUAUGGCUGCCAUUCCUGGUUCAACCAACUCUAGAAAGGCUCGUUAUGCUGCUAGUAGGUAUAGAGUUCUUGAAGUGCUUGCUCGUGGCAGCUCUGCACUAGUCCAAUGGCAGUUGGAAACUGGACGCACUCAUCAGAUCCGUGCACAUGCGAAGCACUUAGGGUUUCCUUUGCUUGGUGACGAAGUAUAUGGAGGAACUAAAAGCAUGGUCAUGGGAUUGAUCAGAUCAAAAUUGUCAUCCAAUUUUCAUAAUCAACUAAUGCAAGUGGUUUCACACUUUGAUAGGCCUUACUUGCACGCCAUGGUUCUCGGGUUUAAGCACCCACAUACAGGGGAAGAAAUGGACUUCUCUUGUGAGCCGCCUGCAGAUUUUGCUGAUAUUUUGAGCAUUUUCCGUGAAACCAAUGCAUAGAAGGUAUUUUAACAAAUCAUACGACGAAUUAUGUUGGAUCUUCGGGGAAAAGUGCGGAUUUCUUGUGUGAUUCGCUGUUAAAGCCUUAUGAGGACGUCUGGCUCACUAGUGGAGAGCCAAAUGGAUUCAUACUUGUUUAUGCAAGACUUGUUGAUAUAUGUAUUCAUUCCUUUCAUGUAGUUUUUUGUGUUCAUACACUCCUUUCAUUACCAACCUUAAUUUUUGCUAAACUUUAAAUAGUAAGCUUAAAGCUUUUAGACCACAACAAACAUCCAUACAUCCCAUAUUUUGCUUAAUUUGGAAAUGGUUUGGAUUUUCAUUCUCAUUA
This is a messenger RNA of Impatiens glandulifera, 1664 nucleotides long. RefSeq names its product RNA pseudouridine synthase 2, chloroplastic. Lineage: Eukaryota; Viridiplantae; Streptophyta; Magnoliopsida; Ericales; Balsaminaceae. The transcript has 8 exons. Gene Ontology annotation, biological process: pseudouridine synthesis. Gene Ontology annotation, molecular function: pseudouridine synthase activity; RNA binding. Bases 47 to 1336 code for a protein of 429 amino acids. The record is from RefSeq and is a predicted model, not a curated record.